AAUACCUUUUUGUGGUAUAUCUUAAAUUAGAAGCAUACCAAAAAUAGUUGUAAACCAUGAAAUCACAUUUGUUGUCAUGAUAAGUCUUUUAUUUUGAAAUUUGACAGCACACACAAACCGGACGUAGUUCUCAUACAAACAGCAGCAUGUGUGUCGAGUCUCAAUAGCCGGUUGAAUUCUGCAAAUUUCGUUUUGUAAAAGAGGAUUAGAGUAUCUAUAAAUAUUUCUACCUAAAAAGAUUUGGGGAUGUUACGGCGUCCCAAGCCCACAGACUCCGAGUCGGACCUGCUCCGAGAGCAGGAGAGGUUUUUAGCCUCGGGGAGUCAGUCGGCGGUGAAUGUAGUGAGGAGACCCGAUAAGCGGAGAGGAGAGAAAACGGGCGAUGACAGCGAGGAGACGCAGGAGACCCAGAGAGACGUGGUGACCAUAGCAGAUCUACCUGAUGAGCUCCCCAGUCUGACCCCUGCACCCCCCAAGAAGUCCCGUUUCAAAAAGGGGCGAGUGCGUUUUGAGAAUGAAGAUCCAGAGGAGCUGCUGGACAGACACGACACUCACAUUAGUGCCGUCCUCUCCAGGAUUGUUGAGAGAGACACAAGUGCAAUACCAGUGUCGUUCCCAGCUUUCACAAGCACAGCUUUCCCCAAAGUCCUGCACCGGUCCACAGCAGAGAAGCAGGCAGCAGUACCUGGAGGCAGAAAAAGUAUUUUUGCACGUCAGAUAGCAGCACAGAAUGCUAAAUUGGGACGUGGAGAUUCAAAGAAUGAUCCAAAAAUCAGUUCUCCUCAGGCCUUUGGAUCCAGUCACGUGGUCCCAGGCUCUGUACUGGUGUCAGGUCAGGGUCUGGGUCCAGACAGUGCUGUGGAAACUCUUAGGAUCCACCAGGAGAACCAGGCUAGGCUGCAGGGCAUGUCACAGAGUGAAAUUCUGGAGGAACGGCAGAAGUUGUUGGCCCAGUUAGAUCCGAGACUGGUGGACUUUGUGAGGUCGCGGAAGGAUCAGAAGACCUCAUCAGUGCCCUCUACUCUCCAGGGAGAGGUGUGCACUGACCAGCCUGUCACUGAAAGUAAAGCUCCAGAGCCUCACAGCACAGACCCAAAGCUGGACUCUCAGGAGGUCACAAUGGAUGCGGAUGAAGAGGAUGAGGCUGAACCUGUAAUUCAGCCGCCAAUCACAGAGAAGGAGCUACCAGUCAAGCCACAGAAAGAGUGGCUUCAUAUGGACAAGCUGGAGCCAGAGAAACUGGAAUGGACGAGGGAUUUGCCUGCUCCGAGGAGGCAAAGCACUAAAAAGUCUAUGCAGGCUCGUUUUGACUUUUCUGGUACUGUUAUCCCUCCCACGGAAGAUUUGCCCACUCAUCUUGGCCUGCACCACCAUGGGGAGGAGCCAGAGUUGGCAGGCUACUCGUUGCAGGAGCUUUUCCUUCUCUCUCGCAGUCAGCUGACCCAGCAGCGGAGCCUGGCCCUUAACACCUUGGCUCACAUCCUGUCAAAGGCCCGUGCUGGUGAAUACUCCUCUUCUCUUAAAGGCAAUGUGCAGAUCUCUCUGCUAGAUGCUGGCCUUCUUUUUCUCUUGCGCUUCGCUCUGGACGACAGUGUGGAAGGCGUGAUGUCAGCGGGUGUGCAUGCUCUCCGAGCGCUACUGGUGUCCCCCGACGAUGAGGAGUGCCUCGACAACACGUUCCCUUGGCUACUAGGGAUGGCAGCCUUUCCCCUACUGCCCUCCACUCAGGAUGAGGCAGAUGAGGAUGAUGAAGGCCUGGAUGAGUCCAUGAAAGAAACAGCUAAAGAGAAAGAGGACAGAAAACCAGAUCAUGAUGUUGCUCGACUGGAUGUUGUCAAGGGAUUGUUGAAGAUGCAGCUUCUGCAAAGGUUGCGGUACAUUCUGGAGGUUGUACGGCCCGCGCCUCACGUUGUUCUCGAUGUUCUAGAGAUUUUGAUUAGAAUAGCUCGUCACUCAACCUCAGCAGCCACACAGAUCCUUGAUUGCCCCCGGCUGAUGGAGAUUGUGAUGUCAGAGUUCCUACCUUGCUCUUGGACUCCACCCACGUCUCCAUCCCCACUUUCUUUAUAUGGCUUGCCUAUUUCCAUGGCUGUGAAGCUCCUCCGAGUUUUGGGAGGUGCUGGGAGGCAUGCCUGUGCCAGAAUACUGAACUCUCUAGGUGGGAGGGAGCGUCUGUCUCGGCUCUUGGCAGCAGAACCUUCGGAGCUGCUGCUGGAGCCAGGGGAAGCUAUUCGCUGCAGCACAGAAGCACUGAGGCUCUGGGCAGUGGCUGCUAGCUACGGCCAGGCCUGUGACCUCUACACAGACCUUUACUCAGUUCUGGUGAAGGCAUUGCAGGCUGCACACAAACCCAAUGCUCCAUCUGAGCCUCUCCUGGUGUUGGAACUCCACCGAGUGAAAGCACUGCUGGUCCUGCUCACUCAGGUCACACACACUGCUGGCUGCCACCAAGAGUUACAGAGUAGCUUGCUCAAUUCCCAGGGUACAGAGAGUCUUCCCCCUCCUCCAGUGACAUGGAGUCAUGUGACUGGUUUGCAGGCCACCUUGACUGGAUUGCUGAAAGGCUGUGUGAGAGCGCUGGAUGACCCAGGUCAAAGGGCAAGCACCCUGACCCUACUCCCAUCCUAUCUGAUCUACAUGGGGGUGUUUUACUCACAGCUCAGUAUGCAAAACUCCUUCCAACCAGUGCAGUGUCUACUGGAACUAGAGUCUUUGACCUCAGAGGUGCUCCUUCCACUCAUUUCCCAUCAGGCCAUACGCAGCACGGUAGAAAGCCUCAGGUCCUAUUCGGUAAUCUGUAACCCUGUGUUGAGUGCUCCUGGCCUGGAGGUCGUCCCGAGUCUGCCAAGCUUAGGCUGCUUUAGGCUUAAGACUAACCCCAACCUUGUUGGACCCAGCUCUCCUCUCCCUCUCUGUACUGCUCUCUUCUACCUGCUGGACAUUCUCACCACCAACCACCGAAGCCUAACCAAGAAAUUCAGCUCCAUCGUUCUUUCUGACUCUGUACUGGCGUACCUGCGGUCCUGCGUCGGAGCGAUGCCCUCUGUAUCCCACGCAAGUGCCUGGCUUUUACGCCAUGAACACCUCCUGCUGUAUCUGCUCCUGAGACUAGCUCUCAGACUGGUUCCUGUUGACCCGGAGGUGGCCAAACAUGCAUCCCUGUUUCAUCAAGUUGCCUUGGCUCUGCUGUCCUGGCUGCUGCCUGGAAGUGAAUAUCUGGCACAUGAGCUUUUGUCCACCAUCAUCUUCAAUCAUGAACUGCUUCCGGAGGGUGGUAGCGGUGGUCCCGAAGCAGCUACACUGGCAGAACUGAAGCUUCAGGAGAAGUCCACCCCUCUGUCUGGCCUGGGUCCUCUCCUUCGUGACUCUCUUGCUCACCUGCCUUCUAUCCGGGGCUGCUACCUUACUCACCUUGCCCACCUAGAGCCCGCUGUGCUGUCCUCUCGCAACCGGCACCUCGGCCGCAACCCAUGGCUUUCUUCUCAGCUCCUCCCUGAACUCUCUGGCCCCUCGCUGCCCUCCGACUGGCCAUUCCUGCCCCUGAUCAUCCUGUAUGAGCGCACAGGAGUGUCUGAAGGUGGUGGGCUACAGAUGAACUCCCUCCCAUCUGGCUCUCUGCAAUCGGUCACUCACUGCCUACAGUGGCUGCUACUUCUGGAGAGCUGGAGAGAGCAGGUGCUAAAGCCAGUGCCUCCUGUGGCAAAGCUAGCCCGCCUUGCGUGUGUCUUCCUCUGCUCCAGUGACCUCUUCCUGGAGAGGCCUGUGCAGGAGCUGACCUGGGCGCUGUUCCGCGGGCUUACACGGCCCCCCAGUCUGCAGGCCCUGAACCUGGGCACACCACCACCUGGCCUGGCCUCCUUCCACGACUUAUACUCGGCCCUGCUGGCCCAGUACGAGGCAGUGUCAUUCGGAGACACGCUGUUCGGCUGCUUCGUGCUGCUGCCCUUGCAGCGACGCUACAGCGCCACCAUGAGGCUGGCCGUGUUUGGUGAGCAUGUGGGAAUUCUGCGUUCACUUGGUGUCUCACUAGAACAGCUACCCAUUCCUUUGGAGAAUUUCACCUCGCCACCAGAGGAUUCACUGCCUUUGCUGCGUCUCUAUUUUCGUGCCUUGGUCACUGGAGCACUGAGGAGGAGCUGGUGUCCUGUGCUCUACGUGGUGGCUGUCGCCCACCUCAACGCCUUUAUGUUCUCCCAAGAUGAAGCACCACAGGAGGUGGAGGCUACACGCCGGAGCCUGCUGAGAAAGACAUACUACCUGACAGAUGAGGUGUUAAGGAGCCACCUGCUGCUCUACUUCCUGCCUGAGCAGCACAGUCAGCUUGGCUUCAGCACUUAUGAACAGCUGCCGCCCAUCCGCGCCCGCAGGCUCCACAGCGUAGUAGGAACCGAGGAAGGCAGCGAUGGAGACAGGUGAACCAGGACAAUCUCAGACAUGCCGGAAGCUCCUAAUAGUUCUGUAACUGGAGCAGAUUCACAGGCUUCAGGAAGCUGCAAGAAGCAAGGACUAGCACAGACUAAAUAAAUUUUUGUAAGACUACUUGGUGAGAAUUUUAUUGUCAUUUUUACAUUGCAUAUCUUCAAUAAUAAGAGUUUUUACUGAUACAUUUUUGAUGGAUCUCAAGCAAAUAGGAGGACAGAUCAGGUAGUCCCUUUUGAACAUUUCGUGCAUAAAGAGAUGGUCCGAAACAAAAUUCAGGGUGGCACACUAUCAAAUAUUUCACAAUUCACUGACAGUGUUGGAUUGGAGAAGAUCUCUGGAAAAAGACAGCGAUUCAGUGGUGAGGCAGCUUUCCCAAAUAGGAGCCAAGAGUUGACACAGGACCGACAGAUGGUGUUGAUAAAGCUUGGAAUAGAAAAUUUGCUAUUUUUUAUUCUGCUAAUACCGAAAUUAGUUGGAGAGGCACUGCCAGCGUGCCUUCCCCUUUCCAUUACUAUUCAAAACAUGGCCCAUUUACAAAUAAACACUGCAGACGCUUCACUCAAAUUGCUACCCAGAGCAAAAAGGAAUUUGAAAAAAAUACCAACAGACCCACAAAAAGGCAACUCACUUGAAACUCAGCUGCAACAGUUGCAAGUGUCUCAACUUGGAACAAGUUUUAUGAAACAGCCAAUCAAAACGCCAAAACGCGUUACAUGAUCUUGUUGAAAGACAUACUUUCAGACCAUUGAUUUCAGUGGAUCAGUGGACAAGAAAAUAAUCCCUCUCUCAUCCCCCUGCUGAUUUGGCUUAUAAAUAGUGGAGUAGCUGUAUGUGUUAUGUGCAGAUUUGAUUGAUUGUUUUUGAAUUGCUUCAUGUGUCUGUCAAGUUGCACAGAAAUAAUAUCGCAAGCAACUUGCAACAUGCAACUAGUUGCAUUAAUGUUUCGCAGUCCAAUGUAGAACCUUUAACUGUGGUUAUUUACAAAACUGUUAGAUCUUGAAUUCAAAGCUCUGAGACUUGGAAGAGGUAAACAUGCUCUGUAGCUGAUCUUCAGAGGUUUUGAAGAUUACGUGCUUGGGCAGCUUCUUUGUUGAUUCUGAAACUCCUCACUGAGGUUUCAACAGUAGAUCUGUCUUCUCUGAUUUCUUUUCCUCAUUUUAUCAUCAUGUAUUGGCUAGGGCAUGCCUACCCCUAAACCAUCAUUCCAUGUGUUCCUGUUUAUCAGCGGCUGAGGAUGAGCAAGCUGUGUGAAUGAUGGCACAGUUUCCAGCUCUUUUUUACCCUCAGUUGCCCAUACAUUUGCAUUUGGACAGUGCUGUGGUUCCUACACAUAAUUCGUUCUUUGGCUUGGUGCCCCAGUAAAUGGGCUGCUUCCCUCCUGCGUUGGCCUGUUUGCAAGAGUUUUUUCUAUUCAGGGUGAAAAAAAUAAAAGUGGUGGUCUUGUUUUGCCCCCACAAGAAUGUUGAUGGUACGCUAGCCAGUAAGAGAAGACAAUAAGCCCUCCUGUGAGCAACGCUAAUGCUAGUCACACUGCUCAGCUGACAUCUGUUCUACAUUGUCUUGCAGGUAGGGGGCACCGAGUUUCUUCUCUAGCGUCUGUGGACCACCAGCCUCAUUUAUCAGAUGAUAAAUGAAAUCGGAAGAGGCCGUUUGUGACUUGAUCGUUAAGGGUUUAACGGGCCACCAAAUUAUUGAUUCAGUUUGUAAAUCAGUUUUUGGAGCAAAACCAUGACAAGCCUAAUUGAAGUCAAAUGCUGCAUGCUGCAAACUGGUGUGAAAUUGAUUUUCCAGACUUGUCUCAAGUAUUUUGGCUUUUGGAGUCAACAUUAACUAUUGUGCGUGAUAAGACGGGGUGAAAGCCCUUGGAAUUGAUCGAGCCUUUGAUUUCGCCGAAAUUGACAAUUUUCUGGUCAACAGCAACACAGGCUGCACUGAAGUGCUCCCAUCUGCUUCUGAUUCCACCUUAAAGCAAUGAGCCACUGAUUGUGCAGUGAAGUGCCCCAGGCUGUUCGACACUCUGACUUCAAGUGGCCCAUCAUCUCCACAGUUUUACACAUCAUAUAGCGCAACUGCAUAUAUUGUAUAUUGCUUAAUGUCAUCUAACUCUAAAUUUAGUUUCUGAAAGAAACUGGUGAUGAGAGCUUGUAGGUUGUCCACCUUUUGUCAUUUUCUGCCAAACUAGAUGUGCAGCCCCAAGUUAUUAUUUGGCAGAAUGAUUCCCUGAGAGUUUCCACCAAAAAAUAAAUAUCAUUGACCAGAGAAGCACCACCACGUUAUUAUUAUUAUUUGCUUUCUGCUGGAAACUCUCAGGUCAUCUGGUCAUCCAGAGUUCUUCUGCAUUUGCUCAAAACGUUUUUUUUCAUACAAGAGGUUGACGAGGCGCAAAAGCCCUUUUUGUGAUGUCUGGGUGACCUGCAAAUGGCUACAAAUUGCACAACAAUUGUUGCUCAUUUCCUUUUACCUCACCAUCCAUCUGUUUAAGAGAAACACCAAAGUCCUACAAUUCACGCGGACACUUUCUGACGCAGGACAGACGCUCUGGUUCCCCAGCAGAGCUUAACUUCAUCAGAUUAAUUCACUCAGCUUUGCGCACAUCUUGGAUCCAGACCAUUAAACUCACAGCUUCAACUAGAUGCACAUCCCACCGGGCCACUUCUCACUCUAUGCAAACAAUUUAAGCGGAAGCGCUGUCAAGUGCUAGGAUAAUCAGCAUAUGAUGAAUUCAGGAAACUGAAGGAGGAUAUUUCUACCUUGUACAAGUGCGCAGUACUUCCAUGAAGAGUGAAACUUUCAUCUCAGGCAAGCAGACAACUUGCUGAGCUCUCAAGAUCAUUUAAAGUUGUUAUGGCCCAAGAUGGCCGGAAGCCGUGUUGUCAGUGUGGUACCUCAUACCUGUUAUCAAUUGAUCAUGCGAGCCCUGGUUGAAGUAAAUGUGGCCAGUCACCACAUUAAAGUUAUGUAAGAAAGACUGUGUCCAACUUUCUCUCUUAUUUUUCUUUCUGUCCUUUUGUUUUUCCAAGUACACUCUGAGUGAGCCUUUCUCUGGCAAAUUAAAAACAUGAAUUCCAACUGUAGUGCCAGGAACCUUGGUAAUGUAUUAAUAAUAAACACGAUGAAGAUGAAAACCAGUGGGUUAGGCUGCUUGUUAUUUAUGAAAAGCUGUGAAUGCUCAAGUUUCAUUUAGGAAGAGAAAAAAAAAACACAUGCAAGCCUGCUGCAAUAUUGCACUGCUGCAA
Colossoma macropomum (tambaqui) is the source of this 7658-nucleotide messenger RNA. It is a transcript of the gene rpap1, whose product is annotated as RNA polymerase II associated protein 1. Lineage: Eukaryota; Metazoa; Chordata; Actinopteri; Characiformes; Serrasalmidae. Gene Ontology annotation, cellular component: nucleus. The transcript is spliced from 25 exons. Gene Ontology annotation, biological process: transcription by RNA polymerase II. Bases 247 to 4416 code for a protein of 1389 amino acids. The record is from RefSeq and is a predicted model, not a curated record.